CCGUCACACCUUCCUUUUCCUUCCGCCCUUUCCUUCCCCUUUCCUUUUUGGAUGGUUCACCGUCCCGCAGAUUCGCGCCUCCUCACCAAUCUCCUCUCUCAGGAAAAGGACCACUCCAAGCAUCUGCACUCCCUCCUCGACAGCUCCAAUGUCGCACUGACAUCACUGGCCGCCUAUGCGUCGGCGUGCCCCCCGCCCGCGUCUCAAGUGAUCCUCUCCGUAGCCGGCUCUCUCGCAGGUGCAGGCGAGGCAUUCCGUGCGUACGCGCUCUCGAUAGAGCGGUGGCGCGACUAUCUGACGGCCCUGAAGGACUUGGAAGACGAAGUGGCCCACAUAAUGCGAGACAGGGAAAUUCUCGUCACCCGUCUCAUAAAAGCUUCCAAAUCCGUCUCCAAGUCCAGCAACAGCAACCGCGACUCACUACUGCCCCCCAGCCCCCACACGAAAUCCUCGUCCACCCUUUCCCUCAAAUCCGACGAGAGUCCCUCCAUGUCCUACACAUCCUCACACACGUUUCUCCACCUGGGCACAAACAAGAAACUGCAAAACGCGCAGGCAGAACUCCAGGCAUGCGAGGCCCACCUCGCGAUAAAGGAGAAGGAACUGGAUGCGAAACGCUUCGGGGCCGUUCGAGACGGACUCGUCGUUCGGUCCAAGGCCCUUGCCGACUGUGGUUGGCGUUGGGUCGAGAUAGGAAAGCACGUCGACAGCGUUUUGAAUGAAGGCGCCGCUCCUUCUGCCAGCGACAAGGACACGCCGCUUCCCCCUCCGUCUUCACCGACUCUCGCAGGUGAACGACGUUCCUCCUCCAUCUCCUCCAUCGCCCCCUCCCAAUCCGCUUCCCAAAUCAACGUCAUAGUCACUCCAGAUCCCGUGCAUCACAUCUACUCCAACCUCGAAGCGCCGCCCUCCAUCUCGUCCACCACCCCUACCGAUCCUGAAAUUCCGCUGCAAAUUCAAAUACCGCCUGCGCACGCGAUCGCCGACACCGGCUUGCCGCGCGCAACCAGCCCUCCUCCACCUCUGCAGAAACACGUCCUCCCGCGGCGGAUCACCGAGGAGGAUUUGGGCUUCCGGAGUGGGUCGCUGGGAAGAAACCCAGAGGACACGAAUAGCAGUAGCGAUGAGGAGGAUGACGAGGCCAAUGUUCGGGUCGUUGAAAAUGCCAGGUUCACCGCGUCGUCGAGUAGGAUCUCUAUUAAGCGAAAGGCAGCGCUGGCCACUCCAACGUCCCCCACAGGUGGCGGUGGUGGUUUCUUUGGUAGCAUCAAAGGGCUGUUCAGCCGCCACGGUCAUAGGAAAGCGGAGAGCGAGCGUGGUGCCGAGGACGACGGCGACGGCGACGACGACGACGAGACACCUACGAGGAGGGGAAGACGACGAGGUCCGAAAGUAUGGCAUACGCGGACCGCGAAGAACAUCAAGAAACUCGAUGUCCACGAGUCCUCCUUUUCAAGGACGCCCGUUCCACCGCCGCUCCCUGCUAUGCCCUCUGCUCCUCCUUCUACGCCCUCAACGCCCAGACCGCGUGUCGUCAGCGAUGUGGUGGGUGGCUCGAGGAGGUUGAAGAAAGGCCGUGGCGCCGCCGCCGCCGCGAGGAACCAAGGCGAUCUCAGCGAGGCAGAGCUGAAAAAUCGGAGACGGAGCACGUCCCUGGAUGGAGGAGGGAUCGUUGAUCUUUCUAUCGGCCAGGCGGAGGAGGGAUGGGUUGAUGGUGGUAGUGGUGGUAGUCAGCGAGAGAAGACGGCGUCCGGAGCGGAUAGGGGAUGGGCGAGUGAUACUGUUGUCGCCGCCGCUGCACCACCACGGAAGACUCGCUCAACUGUGAAGAGGAAACAGUCGAAUCGCAAGUCUAUGCCCAACGCCAACGGACCGGCGGAACUAAGUACAGAUACUAUCCAUACCGGUACUGGGAUGGGAUCCGCUGCAACGAUGCUGAGCCCCCCAUCACCACCGACUUUGUCGAGGAAUUCGUCGCUGGUCAGUGCUUCGAGUGCUCCGGCACGAUUACGUGCCACAUCAUCGGUUAUACCUCCUGUUCCGAAGGCGCCGGAUUCUGUGAUUGGGCGCUCUUCUUCUUCGGCUUCGGUUAUAGUACACAGGAAGAGAGCCAGUCUGGAUGACGGACCUGGGACGGGGAAGACUUGGACUACUACUACUACUACUACUACCAAGGCUGAGAGACGGGCGAGUUCCCCAGUUCAUGUUCCUGCUGGUGGUGGUGCUGGUGGUGCUGGUAUGGGAGAGGGGAGUGUCAGUCUGAUGAGCAUCGUGGAGGAUGUAGCUAGGGCGAACCGGGAGGGAUGGGCUGCUGCUGAUGUUGAUAAGCGCCAGAGCGUGGGAGGAGGCACGGAGAAGCCUGCCGCUCUGAUGGUGGACGUCAAGGCUCCGGCUAUCCCCACCGUGAGGGAGCUACGGAGGAUGGACGCAGAGGCAGCGCUGCAAAGGGGAAGGAAGGCGGCGGCGGCGAUUGAGAUCCCGACGGCUCCCAAGUCGGUAUUUGACGACGAGUCGGGGUCUGAGCCUAAUAAGAUGGUGCAGAGGCCGGCGGUGGUGGUGGUGGUGGCGGCGCCCAAGCCGAGACCGGCUUUGUCUCCCCUGCGUAGUGCGCUGAAGAGCCCGAGUAGGACGCCUUCUCCGAUGAUGCCUGCUGUGGCUUCUCCUCCUCCACCAAGAACCAAUGGCAAGCUGAAUGGUGGUGGCCGUGAUGACGACGCUGCGUCCAUCUCAUCGUACGAGACGGGACACGAGGUGUUUGAAGACGAGAAAACUCCUCCUCCCCCUCCACCACCACCGGUGAAAGACGCCGCGUAUGCGAACCACAUUCACGUGGGUUCCGACGUGUCUGGUGGUACGGCUUCCACCGCAUCGGCAUCGGCAUCGACAGAGGCACCGAGGCGACGGAAGAGCGUGCGGGUGGCGCUGCAGCCGACGUUCUCCACGACACCGCCUGCUGUGGAUUAUGACGACGCGGCGCUGUGGGCACGUGCGAGGGGGUGGAAGGCGGAUGCGGAUGCGGAUGUGGGUGGGGGUGAGGAUGGGGAUGGGGAGAGGGAUAUGUGGGCGGAUUCGAGCGACGAGGAGGAUGGCGAGUACCAGAGGGCUAAAAUGCUGUUGAUUAGGGCUGCGAGGCGGGAGCAGAAGCAGAAGAGUCGGGGUUGA
Molecule: messenger RNA, 3162 nt
Organism: Guyanagaster necrorhizus
Lineage: Eukaryota; Fungi; Basidiomycota; Agaricomycetes; Agaricales; Physalacriaceae
Exons: 3
Coding region: 52-3162 (1036 amino acids)
Source: RefSeq, a predicted model, not a curated record